Molecule: messenger RNA, 1809 nt
Organism: Dimorphilus gyrociliatus
Lineage: Eukaryota; Metazoa; Annelida; Polychaeta; Dinophilidae
Source: the annotation of a GenBank genome assembly
GCUGUAUAUGUUUUUAAUGGCUUCUCAUGACAACUGUCUUAUAGGCCUAUUACAAUUUUGAAAUUACAUUAACCUCUCACUCCCCUAUAUAUAUAUUUGUAUAUUUGACUCUUCACAAGUCUUCAUUGUUUUGAUGUUUUCAAAAUUUAAAUUUAUUAAGUAGAAAUGUUAAGAAUAGUUGUAAUUAUUUUCAAGUUUACUUAUAUAACUUAUUCAUUAGGUUUUGAUGGUGAAAUUAGUAAGAAAGAGGCAAUAGCAUUUCUAAGAGAUAAAAUAGGAACGGAUAAAUUAACUGAUAUAUACGAUUGGGAUGAUUAUGUAAGAGAACAGAAUAAUAAUAGCGAUUUACACUAUUAUUACAAUGCUGGAAGGUAUACUCCAGUCUAUAUUAAGGUCUAUCAAGAGCUAAAGAAUUUUCCAAGAGCGGCUUAUGGUAGGCCAAGUCUAACUCAUGAUGAAAAACUUAAGGAUCCUUAUGGACAAUUAAUGCAUUCAAGAGAUUUUCUCCCCUUUUAUAUGAUAAAAGUUAUUAAAGAGAACUCGAAAAAAUUCGAUCCUGCUGCUAAACAUACUGAUAAAAAUAUUAUACAUAGUAUUAUUCAAUCAACUUUAAACUCGAAAAAAAUACAACCAUUCCAGAAAACUGGAGAACUAAUUGUUUGUCAUUAUCCUUGUAUGAAUCCACAAGCCUGUAGAGCCGGCUCAUUACUUAUACCUUUGAAAUGUAUAAAGACAAAGGUAGACAUAUUUGAAGCUAGUAAUGAUUGGGAAAAAGAGAAUCCUGAUAUUACUGCAAUAUGUAAAUGUCCUGAUGGAUUUACAUACGAUGAUAAAGUUGGUUGCAAAAGCCAAAAGUCAUGUUCAGAAUAUGUUAAAAAUAACAUUUGCCCCGAUGCUAUUAACUGUUUUGUUGGCUCUAAUAAUGAAACAAUUUGUAAAUGUCCACCUUAUAGGCAAGGAAGAACUUGUAAAUCUUUAAGAGAUCCUUGUGAUAAGUCUUUUAAAGAUAUAUUUAACCCUGACGAACCAUUUCAAAAGUGCGGCAAUCACAAGUGUUUAAGUGAUAGACAUAAUCCUACUUACGGUUAUAGAUGCGACUGUAGGGAUGGGUUUAUUUCAAUGACUCUAAAUAAACUUGGAGUUGAAAUAGGUCCUCAUUGCUCUGAUAUAGAUGAAUGCGAAGUUGGCGUUUUAGAAACCGAAGCUUGCAACGGACUCGGAACUUGCGUAAACGAAUAUGGAUCUUAUAGCUGUUAUUGUCAGAAAGGUUAUGUAGGUAGAACGUGUAACUUAAGAGUGGCUGAUGAAAAAUUAAAUAACUGGAUUGGUUGGUCUUCAUGGUCUAAAUGCACUAAAAGUUGUGGAGUUGGUAUAAAGAAACAAUAUAAACUUUGCCCAAAGAAUAGAAGAUGCUCACUUAGCAGUCAAAUUGUAAUGAGGGAGCAGAAUUGCAACGUGAAAGAAUGCCCUCUAACAUUAGGACCAAAGACUGGUCUUGGUAAGAAAUUGGGAAUAAAUAUGAAUCAAUUUAAAGAAAAAACUGUAAGUUAAACACCUAAAUCGACUAUAUUUUAAAAAAUUCAUAUUUUACAAUAAUAAGAGAAUCAAAUAUGAUUUUAUGGAUACAAUUGACCUAAAUCCACAAAAAUACGAUAUAGCCGAAGAGGAAGAAUACUAUAAAGAAGAUUACAACUAUAUAAAUAUACCAAAUAAUCUUUCAUCAUAUCUUCAAAUACCGUCUAUAAAAGCGUUACUUUUUACAUCAUUUCAAUUGUUUUAUAUAAAUAAUAAUGAAAACGUUAAUUUGUU